GGAGAAUUACAAAGUUCUAUAAACAGAUUAAUGUUUGAUAGAAGAGAUGUUCUUAUUAGCUUAGGAGGCCUCUAUGGAGCAACUACUCUCAACAGUAAAGACCCUUUUGCAUUGGCUGCUCCAAUUCAACCACCCGAUCUUUCCGGGCCAUUCCCACCUAAGCCUGAUGUAGUACCAUUUAAUUGUCUCCCACCACCCUCUAGAAAGAUAACAGAUUUCAAGCCACCGUUCCCAUGUGAGCGGCUCCGAGUUAGGCUGGCUGCGCAUUUGGUUGACAAGGAGUAUAUAGCCAAGUAUGAAAAAGCCACUGAGCUAAUGAAAGCACUUCGUGCUGAUGAUCCUCGUAGCUUUAAGCAACAAGCCAAAGUUCAUUGUGCUUAUUGUUCUGGAGCUUAUAAACAAGUAGGGUUUCCUAAAGUAGAGCUUCAAGUUCACUAUUCUUGGCUUUUCUUUCCAUUUCAUAGAUACUAUCUUUACUUUUACGAGAAAAUUUUAGGAAAAUUGAUUGGUGACCCAACAUUUGCUUUACCAUUCUGGAACUGGGACACGCCUCUUGGAAUGACAAUGCCUGCCAUUUAUACAAAUCCGGAGUCUCCGCUCUAUGACCCAUUAAGAGACGCUAAGCACCAGCCACCAACAGUGGCUGAUCUUGACUACAGCGGGGUUGAUCCGACGAUAUCGAAAAAAGAACUUAUUAAAGACAAUCUAGUGAUCAUGUAUAGGCAAAUAGUAUCUGGUGCAAAACUCCCUAGACUGUUUUUUGGGAAACCAAUUAGAGCUGGUCAAGGACCCAACGAUCCAAAAGAAGGGGGUACAAUCGAGAAGUCUCCUCAUAAUAAUCUACAUACUUGGACAAGAGAUAGAAAUCAGCCAAAUAAUGAGAACAUGGGAGCUUUCUUCUCUGCCGGGAGGGACUCAAUUUUCUUUGCUCAUCACUCUAAUGUUGAUCGAAUGUGGGCGAUUUGGAAGAACCUCGGAGGCAAACGCAAGGAUCUCACCGACCCAGAUUAUCUUAAUUCUGCAUUUGUUUUCUACGACAAGAAUUCAAAUCUUGUCCGAGUCAAAAUAAAAGAUUGUUUAGAUACUAAAAAUCUGGGUUAUGUAUACCAAGAUGUUGAUCUUCCAUGGCUAAAAGCUAAGCCAGUACCAAGAAAAACAUUGGUGAAGGGAAGUGUUGGAAAGAAGAAAACCAAAGAGAACAGCACAAGAACUUUCCCUCUGAAUUUAGAGAAACAAACUGUGACAGUUGAGGUUUCAAGGCCGAAGAAAUCGAGGAGUAAGGAGGAGAAAGAAGAGGAGGAGGAAGUGAUAGUGAUUGAAAACAUUGAGUUCAACUUGAACGAGUUCGUGAAAUUUGAUGUGCUUGUGAAUGAUGUUGAAGGU
Messenger RNA from Carica papaya (papaya), 1383 nucleotides. Its product is annotated as polyphenol oxidase, chloroplastic-like. NCBI's taxonomy places the organism in Eukaryota, Viridiplantae, Streptophyta, Magnoliopsida, Brassicales, Caricaceae. The record is from RefSeq and is a predicted model, not a curated record. Gene Ontology annotation, molecular function: catechol oxidase activity.